AUGAGAGGAGGAGAUGAGAAUGACAGUGAAAGACUAUCCUGUCACAAGAAAUUUAAUGUUCAUGAAACUAGAAUAUACGAGACCCCUUUGAACUUGGAAUUUACAAGCUGGUACACACCUCUGCUAGAUGCCUUACAUCUAGACAGUUUAAUAAAGACAUCAAGACUGAACAAAGAGAAUCUCUCAUGUAUAUCAAACAGAGGCCUUUUUUCAUGUGAAAGAUCAGAAUAUGGAGAAGUGAAAGAUGAACCUUCUUUGGACGUAACUCUCAAAGGAAACAAGUGCUUGGUAGUCUCAGUUGCUGUUCAAACAAUUGCACAUCUUCCUGUUUCCACCACAAUGGAUGAUCUAUGUGUGAAGGAGAACCUUGUUCACCAAUUACCACCUGAGGGUCUGCUACAAGACAGUGAGUAUUCCACACCAGCCCCUGGACACACUUCUUCCAUGAACAGUACUGUAACUUCCGGCUCAAGCCCUGGAUUUUUGACUAUGGCCUCUGAUAAUGUUGAUCCCAAAUCACAUUAUGAAAAAGACGAAACAACACAGCCAGCUCCAAUAAUGAUAGAGCCUGAAGGUAAAAGUUUAGCUAAUGAAAAUACUCCAUGUCACAGCACUAUGGAUGAAAAGAAAACCACAUUAAAUUUGGAAACCAAAGGACCUGAAGCAACUAAAGACUGUAAAGAAGAACCCACUGUAGGAGGAGAAACUGCUGCUUCUACUAGUCCAGUAACCAGUGUUAAAUCAGUCAACUUUAAACAAAAUGACCACAGCAUUUCUACAAAUGAAAAAGAAGUAGAGGCUGAAUUUCUGAGAUUAUCUUUGGGAUUUAAAUGUGACUGGUUUACCUUGGAGAAAAGAGUCAAACUUGAAGAGCGGUCUAGGGAUCUGGCUGAAGAGAAUCUAAAGAAGGAGAUCACUAACUGUUUAAAGUUAUUAAAGUCUUUAAUACCUCUCUGUGAUGAUGAUAACCAAGCCCAGGAAAUCAUUAAGAAGCUGGAGAAGAAUUUAAAAUUUCUUAACCAGUGUACAACAAGAGUUGCUAGCAAGGCAGAGAUGCUGGGAGCCAUUAAUCAGGAAAGCCGAGUCAGUAAGGCAGUGGAAGUGAUGAUUCAGCACGUUGAAAACUUGAAACGAAUGUAUGCCAAAGAACAUGCUGAAUUAGAAGAGCUGAAACAAGUACUCCUUCAGAAUGAAAGGCCGUUUAGCACCCUCGAUGAAGAUGAAGACAAAGAAGAAUCAGAACCACCUACCGAGGAAGUUUUAGAGAAAACAAGAAAACUAAGCCUUUCUGAAAAGAAGAAAAAUCAGUGCAGAUGGGAUAUUUCUUCACUUUAUGACAUAGGAGCAACCUGGGCAUCUGAUCUCAAGACAUCCUUUCGAAAGACAAAUAUAACUCUCUGGAUUUCUAUUGUAUUUAUUGUACUAUUUGCAGCUUUUAUGAGUUUUCUCACAGGCCGAUUUUUCCAAAGGCCUGUAGAUGCUGCUCCUGUAAAAAAUGGGGGCUCCUGGACUUCCCUCCAACAAGCUUUGUGGCCUUAUACCAAACUCCAACACAAUGGUCCCCCACCAGUAUAAUGGCAACAU
This is a messenger RNA of Gracilinanus agilis (Agile Gracile Mouse Opossum), 1584 nucleotides long. RefSeq names its product inositol 1,4,5-triphosphate receptor associated 2 (gene IRAG2). The transcript has 16 exons. The coding region runs from base 1 to 1575 and encodes 524 amino acids. The record is from RefSeq and is a predicted model, not a curated record. Lineage: Eukaryota; Metazoa; Chordata; Mammalia; Didelphimorphia; Didelphidae. Gene Ontology annotation, cellular component: endoplasmic reticulum membrane.